CGCAAAAGCGGAGGAAGAGGCGUCUCUAGGCGCGGAGCGAAAAAGUCCCUCUAUGGUUACAUGCCGGAGGCGGAGGAGCGGAAGUGGGACGCCGGGCAGCGGCGGUAUCUUGUUGAGCCUGAGGCGGCAUCUCCCUCCUAAUACAUCCCAGCCCAUGAGUGACCCAACGGCUUCAAGGGAGAUAGAUCUCUCUGGCAGCUGCACUGCAGGAGAUGAUAUUUCCAACACGGAUCCGAGCGAUUUGAAACCCAAGCUGAUGACCAUAUGUACAGAGAUGGCUCCUGGAACAGUUGGCACACAGCCCGUCUCCGGUAGUACCAGCUUGAUGAAAAGAAAAUCUUGUUCUGAGACUGAUGGUCUUGGGAAUGGUGUAAGAAAUUCUGCAGAGGAGAACCAGGUCACCAAUCUUAGCUGUGCAGAAGGGCAACAUGGCCAGUCUGCCCAAAGAGAAGAAGAUGAAGAAAUGGACUGCCAGCAGCCAAGAACUACCACCAGCUUAGUCCCUCUUUCCGGGGUGAACUUAAGCCCUAAGAAACGGAAGCUGGUUCUACACAUAGACUUAAACAACACUAUCGUAGUGUCUGAUGCUGUCACCGGUCAGGAACCCACAGCUGCUCUAAACUAUUUCCUGAGUACUGUCACCUGGGGGGAAAUCGACCCAACAGGCAAGUGGCAGUGGCUGAGCGAGUCCCCCUCGUUGCUCCCUCCCUGCCCGGGCGCCGUGACUUUUUACUCCCAGUACGGCCGCAACACCCGAUUCACGGACACGCCCCCCGGGAGGAAGUUCCGCGAUCUCCACAAGCGCCACCUGCAGCUUCUGGAGUGGCAGGGGCAGCCUCACCCGCUGCUCUCCAUCCCCGGCCAGCGGGGAAAGCGCUACCACUUGGUGCUGCCUUCCUUCUUCCACCUCUUGGAGAGCCUGCGCCGGGAAGGGAGGCACUUUGCCGUCGUCUUCCGCACCUUUGGCACGGACUUGGCUCGCGUCCUGAAGGCAGUGCGCUGCGCCCUGGAGGGGGAGCACCCCCACUUCCCUGCGCUGCGGGACGUCUCGCUGCCGGUGGAUGUCAGUCCUGGAACGAUACGUUGCAGCAAGCAAAAGGUGGUGUUGACGCAGGGAGCAGGGCGGCUCUCCAGUGAAGAUGGCGACAGGAAACUGUACCUCUACUUCAGCUCCAGGGAAGGUCUUUGUGGCUUCCAGGAUCACUUUGACUGGUGGGCCAGGAACCAGUUCUCCAGCCGAGGAGGGAAGCCCCUUUGGAUCGACCCUCACGACACAAGCACCCACCAUAUCUGUAUCGAUGACAACAUUCGCCUGAACGAUGCCGACACCAUCAUCCACCCUCGGGUGUUCACAGGGCGAGGAAGCAGCUGUCUCCGCACGACCCCCACCUCUGAGCUGUACAACAUCUGCCUGGUUCAAACAGACCUCCUGGAGGCCAUUGCUGACCCUAGCUAUUUCUGCCGCUGCGUCCGACGCUGCGAGGAGAACUAUGAGAGCUACCUGGCCAGUGCUGGGGGGAAUUGUUGCACCUAAGUGGGGCUGACCUGCGGGAGAGUCUCCCCUCGUAUACCGUGUGGAGUUCGCAAGAGGAGAAUCUUCUAUUUGGCGCCUCUCUCUGGGUGUCGGAGUUCCCACCGGAGUCGCUAUCCUUACUUUCGCUUCCGGCUCAGAGCCCUGCGGGGGAAAUUCUGCAAGCCCAGAAAGCAGGUUUUCUGGUGCUGUCUGAACCUGAUCACCUGAACAGAGGCUUUCUUCCUGUUAAUAUUUAUUCAGAUGUUGGAGCUCAUGGAGAGAUGGCUGACGUGGGCGAACCUCUGUCUCGAAGCGCUUGCAGCUGGCCCGUGGGCCCUACCUCGCUGGUCUCAGCCACGGUGUGGAGAAAAACCGCAGGCCUGUUAACGCAGCCCAUCUUUCCAAACAUUAAACUCCACUCCAGCUG
This is a messenger RNA of Podarcis raffonei (Aeolian wall lizard), 1940 nucleotides long. RefSeq lists its product as uncharacterized. The record is from RefSeq and is a predicted model, not a curated record. The coding region runs from base 53 to 1534 and encodes 493 amino acids. NCBI's taxonomy places the organism in Eukaryota, Metazoa, Chordata, Lepidosauria, Squamata, Lacertidae. The transcript is spliced from 6 exons.